Molecule: messenger RNA, 1290 nt
Organism: Aspergillus calidoustus
Lineage: Eukaryota; Fungi; Ascomycota; Eurotiomycetes; Eurotiales; Aspergillaceae
Source: the annotation of a GenBank genome assembly
AUGGGCGCCUCCUCUCCAAAAUGCCUUCGUGACUCACUGCGCCAGGCUCUGCAUCAACGAGAAACCAAGCUAUGUCGUCGAAAACUCACGGUGUUGCCUUCAUCCUCUGUUGACUUCUCUUCAAAUGACUUCUUAUCGCUGUCAACCUCACCAGUACUCCGUGCGCGGUUUCUGGAUCAUCUUCAACAAGCCCCGCCACUACAUCCGUUCGCUAGCGGAGGGUCUCGGCUUUUAGAUGGCAAUUCAGCGUAUGCAGAAAAUCUGGAGAAAUAUAUCGCAGAAUUUCACAAUGCCCCUAGUGGUCUUCUGUUCAAUUCUGGGUUCGACGCGAAUGUGGGCGUUCUGUCAACCAUUCCACAGCCUGGAGACUUAAUCGUAUACGAUGAGCUCAUCCACGCCAGCGCGCAUGAAGGAAUGCGGCUGUCUCGAGCUGGGAAGCGGGUUAAGUUCUCUCACAGUUCCCCGGAAGCCCUGGAAGCCGUUCUUCAAGCGGAGAUAUCGUCGGAUCCACAACUACGUGAUGGCCAUCGAAACGUCUUUAUUGUCGUUGAAUCUGUCUACAGUAUGGAUGGAGACGUUGCUCCAAUUGGGGAUUUUCUUGAAGUCUCUGAAAGGCUCCUCCCAUGCAAGAAUGGACACUUCAUUGUGGAUGAAGCCCAUGCGACCGGCGUUUUCGGUCCGCGAGGUGCUGGGGUCGUCCAGCAAUUAGGAGUGGAGGACCGUAUCUUUAUUCGGAUGCAUACAUUCGGAAAGGCAUUGGCCAGUCAUGGAGGUAUGAUGAAGCUUCUUCGCCUGGGAACAGGAUUAAUUGGUCUUUUAGCAAUUGUACUAUGUUGCUCAGAUACCAGAGACUACCUCAUCAAUUACGCCCGCACCUUGAUCUACACUACUGCCUUAGGAUUUCCCUUUCUUGCUUCCAUUCGCAGUGCCUAUGAGAUACUAGCCGAAGGCGAGACUGUCCAGCUACAACGCAGGCUCGGUCAGUUGAUCAUAUAUUUCCGGAGUCGGUUGGAAAGCCUUAGUGCUUGGGGACCCGCGGUGCUCGAAAUAGACCAUUUCACAAAUUCACCAAUAUUUUCACUCCGGAGCCACGUUCCCCGUGAGCUUGCUAGUGUUUGCCAACAGGAGGGGUAUAUCGUUCGCGCAAUAAUGCCGCCAACGGUCCCAGCAGGGAAAGAGCGCGUACGGGUUUGUCUCCAUGCGGGAAAUACGAUGGAGGAGAUUGAUGGCCUCAUAGAGACUAUACAGAAGUGGCUGCAUCAGACGAAAAAGAACGCGGCUCGACUUUGA